Rasamsonia emersonii CBS 393.64 is the source of this 1251-nucleotide messenger RNA. RefSeq names its product C6 zinc finger domain protein. Lineage: Eukaryota; Fungi; Ascomycota; Eurotiomycetes; Eurotiales; Trichocomaceae. The record is from RefSeq and is a predicted model, not a curated record. Gene Ontology annotation, biological process: regulation of transcription by RNA polymerase II. Gene Ontology annotation, molecular function: DNA-binding transcription activator activity, RNA polymerase II-specific; zinc ion binding. The transcript has 2 exons. Bases 1 to 1251 code for a protein of 416 amino acids.
AUGCCCACCCGACGAAGCCAUGCAAAGUCACGUCACGGCUGUCUAGCUUGCAAGACCAGGAAAGUCAAGUGCGAUGAAGUGCGGCCACAAUGUAGCAACUGUGUGAAACGCCAGGUGGACUGUGAAUAUGCCUCGAUCGGGCCGAUUCUGUGGACGAAUGGGGCCUCAAGCACAGCAGCGAGAUCCUCGACGGCCUCAUUGGCUUCUUCUCAGCAGUCAGACAGGACCACAUCGGCAGAAAACGGUCUGAGGAUCUUUGAAAACCUGUCCACGGAAAGUUCAGCCUCGAUGCCCGCAUCAAAAGAGCUCAACCUGGACGACUUGGAGUUGAUGAUGCAGUGGUGCAACUCGACAUACCAGACGUCGUCACGAGACGAGAAGACAGACCACAUCUGGCGAGUGCGCGUUCCUGAAGAGGCGUUAUCCUACCCAUUCCUCAUGCACGGCAUUCUGGCACUCUCAGCACUCCAUCUGGCCCGCACAAGCAGCGACCCUCAAAAAAGGUCGAACUAUCUCAACAGCGCCAUAUCGCAUCAGGAUCAGGGCCUGGCGGAAUAUCGAGGGCGACUGAACGACAUCAACGCCGCCAAUUGGCGGGCCAUGUUUGUCUUCUCGACCAUCGUCACCGUGUAUGCUUUUGGCUAUCCUCACCCGCCUGAAUGGGAGGACCCAUGGACGCCGGUGGAUGAUCUCCGUCAGGUUCUCCUGUUGACCCGUGGCGUGCAGGUGGUGCUCAGUACGACAAUCCCGUGGGUGGAAAGAAGUGAAUUCGCCAUCAUUCUGCAGAUCGAUGACCAGGUCCAUCCCGUUCCAGACGCGGUCCAGGCGGCCCUGGAUCGACUUUCCGAGAUGAACGACAUCUGCGCCCAGCAGCAGAUGGAGCACCACGAUCACGAGGCGUGUGCGAUUGCCAUCGAGCAACUGGGUGUUAUGUUUGGCGAGUUUGAGAAGGAAGCUCCCUCACUGAAGAACAUAGCGGCACGAUGGGCUAUCAAGGUGGCGGGGCGGUAUUUCGACUGUCUGCAAGCCAGAUCGCCUUUAGCCCUAGUGAUCCUUGCCCAUUAUUGUCUGAUCCUCCACCGGCUCAGGGAAUUUUGGUGGGCAGAGGGGUGGAGCACCCGGGUUUUGAGAGCGAUAUGGGUAUUAGUGGAUGAUCGAUGGCGGCAAUUGAUGUCCUGGGUCAUGGAGGAGGUGUUUGGUCCUGGAUUUUCGGACAUUAUCGCAACGUCAGGGGCAGCAAUACAAACUUAG